Messenger RNA from Phyllostomus hastatus (greater spear-nosed bat), 3880 nucleotides. It is a transcript of the gene ING5, whose product is annotated as inhibitor of growth family member 5. The transcript is spliced from 8 exons. The record is from RefSeq and is a predicted model, not a curated record. NCBI's taxonomy places the organism in Eukaryota, Metazoa, Chordata, Mammalia, Chiroptera, Phyllostomidae. Gene Ontology annotation, molecular function: chromatin binding. Gene Ontology annotation, cellular component: nucleus. Gene Ontology annotation, biological process: positive regulation of apoptotic signaling pathway; positive regulation of DNA-templated transcription. The coding region runs from base 80 to 802 and encodes 240 amino acids.
AGUGAACGCACCGGCUCCGCCCCCCAUCUCUAGCCGCUACGCCCGCCCGCGCAGAUCCAGAGCGCGGCCGCGAACGAAGAUGGCGACCGCCAUGUACUUGGAGCACUACCUGGACAGUAUCGAGAACCUUCCUUGUGAACUUCAGAGGAAUUUCCAGCUGAUGCGAGAGCUGGACCAGAGGACAGAAGAUAAGAAAGCGGAGAUCGACCUCCUGGCCGCAGAGUACAUCUCCACGGUGAAGACCCUGUCCGCGGAGCAGCGGGUGCAGCACCUGCAGAAGAUCCAGAGCGCCUACAGCAAGUGCAAGGAGUACAGCGAUGACAAGGUGCAGCUGGCCAUGCAGACCUACGAGAUGGUGGACAAACACAUUCGGAGGCUCGACGCGGACCUGGCGCGCUUCGAAGCGGACCUGAAGGACAAGCUGGAGGGCAGCGACUUUGAGGGCUCUGGAGGACGAGGCUUAAAAAAAGGUCGGAGCCAGAAAGAGAAGAGAGGCUCCCGGGGCCGAGGCAGGAGGGCCUCAGAGGAAGACACUCCAAAGAAAAAGAAGCAUAAAGGGGGGUCCGAGUUCACCGACACCAUCCUGUCCGUGCACCCCUCCGACGUGCUCGACAUGCCUGUGGACCCCAACGAGCCCACCUACUGCCUCUGCCACCAGGUGUCCUACGGGGAGAUGAUUGGCUGUGACAAUCCGGAUUGUCCGAUCGAGUGGUUCCACUUCGCCUGUGUGGACCUGACCACGAAGCCCAAAGGAAAAUGGUUCUGCCCACGGUGCGUCCAGGAGAGGAGGAAGAAGAAGUAAGGCAGAGGCCGAUGCCGGGGCCAGAAAGCAAGUUGAUACACUCCGUCAUUUGCGUUGCAAUAUUUUAUCUUCAUCUUAAAACUACCUUGAUUCGAACAAUAUUUAAUGACAAUGGCCAGUUGUAAUUCCGGAUAUUUCCUAACACCAACAAGAACCCCCCUGAGCCCUGUUUGCACAGAGGAGGGGUCUUAUGGGGACUUGCCACGGGACUCUGUUCUCGUGACUUUCUGUACAGACCCCGGCACUGAGCACAGCGGUCCCACCGGGAGCCCGAGUGACUCCGUGGGCGUGCCAGCAGGGAGCAGACACUGCCAUCACUGCGCAGCUGCAGCUGUGAGCCUGGCGUGGCCCGCGGUGUCCGAGGCAGCCCUGGGAGCCCGCCCUGCGUGCCUCGUCUGUCCACGCUGAGUGCGUGCAGUGUGGGGGGGGGCCUGCCGGAGGGCACCCUUCGGACCGUGCGGCGGAGCUGGCAGCCGCGUGGGAAGUGGCCACUCCUCCCCGCAGCCGCUCCGCCGGGCUGUGCACUGCCCCUUCCUCCGGACUGCUGGCUCCUCCUGAGGCUUUACUGUCUGGAGUAAACACGGGGGGUUGGCAGGCGGGCCGGCGGUCACCACGACCAGUGCAGUCGAGGGACAGCAUCACGGACUGGCCGGUGUUCCGUGUCUCUGGGAAUUCCGAAUGUUUUUACUGUGAAGACGAAGUCAUUGUAGCCGCAUGAAGACAGUGGGUGUGUGUGUGCAGUGAGUCCAGUCUACUGAGAGCCGACUUUGAACCUGUUUGUGUUGCGCCCUGGGUCGGCAGCUUGUCCCAGGGACUACAAUUAUGUGACGUGAUUUGUGAAUUUCUUGUGCCACUGUAGCAGUUCUGGAAUGCAGUUAGGAAACUAGUAGGUACUUUGUGUUCAGUCCACACUCACCAAACCGAUUUCGGACCACCUCUCUGGUACUGCUUGGGGGCGUGGCACGCCCGUGCCGUGCUGACAGCCACGUGUGACGGCACCUGGGGCGUGGCUCCUGGGAGCACCCCCGGACUCUCCGGGACCCACCCCACGUGAUCCAGGCCGGUCAGGUGCCUCCUGCCAGGGAAAGAGCCCAGGAGGUGAAGUCGAGGAGUGAAACGCCUGGCGUCAGAAGGAUCUCACCCUCCUUGUCAGGGGGCCCGGGGGUGGCCCGCUGCCCCCUCACCGUGGCCUCUCCCGGCUUCCCGUGUUUAUCCAAGGGGAGGGAGCAGGGCAGAGCAGGUGGCGAAACUGCGUUCUAGACCAGCCGCUCCCUGCAGAUGAGUCAACGUUUGGCCACCGGGAGUGGGUGUCAGGGCAGCUGGGGCCCAGCUGGAGUCUGCAGUCUGCAUGGUCUUAGCCUGCCCGGGACGUGUCCAGACUGCUGUCCUUUCUGGAGUGACCCUAGGGGGCAGGACUUGCUUUCCAUGGACUGCGGGUGGGUCACCUCAACUUGCCUGACUCUGCCUGCCUCGGGCUGGUGGUUGGGGAGGGUCAGCAGCCGCCCGGCGAACGCCCUCAGACCCUAAGCCGCCCGGCUCCGAGGGAGGAGGUGGGCGCGCAGGAACGUGAGGCCCGUUUGUGUUGAGGAGCUCGGCUCCCCGGGACAGGCGUUGAAAGGCUGUGGGGAUCAGUUGGGGGUGCUUCUCCUUCACCCCUUCAGCAGUUUCUGUGGACAGGAUAGGUAAGUACAGUAAGCCUGUGAUGAUGUUUUAGAAGCUAGUUUAAUAUUUGCACUUCAUCUCUGAACAUGCCUGAUGUUGCCGUGGGAACACAGUGUUUGUGGGUGCAGGUCGAUGGCCGGCCGGUUCUGAUUGUCUCCUGGAUUCCUAGGCCGUGCUCCUUUCCCAGGAAAGUCGGUCGACCUCUGUCGUAGCUUUUCUUUCAAGUUCAGCGUUGUCAUCCUGGUUGUCGCUUGGAGCAUCCCGUGUGUCCACCUUUUCUAACUUUCUGUGCUUAGCUAGUGCUUACUUUUGCCAGUUGCAGGAAUAUCACCCCGAUAAGAUGCAGGCAGCUCUGACGGAAGUGGAAGAUGUGAGCAUGAUAGGAAGGUGCCCUGGGACAUUGUUUGGGUGAUGGCUAGAUGCCGUUCCCGACCGUUACUACCUUCUGAGUCGGAAAGACGCCAGAGUGGCUGUUUGGUUGGGAAAGAAUGUCUGGCCAGACCCCCUUCAGUGCCUGCUGGGCCCACAUCGGCUCCUGGGCACAGCUGUAGGGCCACCCCCAUCCCCCGGGUUGCAGGAUCUGGGCUGGGCCCUUUGAGUGAGGGGGCGGCCUCCGUGGCUGGGAGUUUACCGGUGAGGGGAGCAGUAUCUUGUUCAGAGAAGCAGAACCAUUUUCCUUGUUCUCAGUGCUGCGUUCUCAGCCAGCAGUUUGAGAAGCCUCCUCGUUCUCCGACAGGACGCACCUGCACCGACCAACAUGCUGUCGGGCUGAGCCCGGCAUCUCUGGCUGGGCUGAGGCCUGCGUGACUUCCCCACUGUGCAGGCUGGGCCCCCGGGGGGUGGACGAGACCAGGACCCCCCAGGGUCCUGGGAGCCCGUGGGGCAAGGUGUGCUGGGAUGCAUGGGGACAACAGCCAGCCGUGUGUCGGUGCCGUUCCUGAUGGCCCCACUGCACUGCCUCCUGCCCCGUCCCUGGCAGCCCUCGGCGGGGGCUGCUUCGAGCAAUAACGCUGUCCACGUGCCACAGCCAGGGCCUGCCCGUCGCCGGACUUGGGCACCUCUCGUGGGCGUUGCAGGGUUGAAGUGUCCUCAGUGCCUGGCGAACGGCAGCUGGCCAUCACUGCUGUGCUGAGAGGUGUCUGAAACGGGACAUCUAGGAAAUUCUCUCGUUCAGGAGAGUUCUGUGAAGUUUCUUUCUGUGUGUGUGUUUUGUGGUGUUCACCUUUACCACACUUCAUCCAAAAAGAUGAUGCAGCUUUAACACGAAUGUUACAUUUUAUUUCCAAGGAAUUAUUAUCUGUGUUUCCUUUGUAAAGGAAAGAUAAUAUUGUCUUUUUAUUAAAUAAUGUAAAGAUGUAUAUCUGUAUUUUUGGAUCAUGUUAUAGAUUAUGGAUAUAUUGUUUAAUAAAUAAAGUA